Trematosphaeria pertusa is the source of this 348-nucleotide messenger RNA. RefSeq lists its product as uncharacterized. The record is from RefSeq and is a predicted model, not a curated record. The transcript is spliced from 3 exons. Lineage: Eukaryota; Fungi; Ascomycota; Dothideomycetes; Pleosporales; Trematosphaeriaceae. The coding region runs from base 1 to 348 and encodes 115 amino acids.
AUGUCCGGGGCCCGCUUCAUUAAAUAUACCAACCUUGCUGGCAAGCAGGUUCCGAUUUAUGUGGCUAGUGAGGUCCAACAUGCUGGCUAUAAGCGCCUACUCGAUUCAAUUGACCCAAACACCCUCAAUCAAACCGUGGCCAAGGUAGAAUCGGCUGUGGAGAACAACAGGCUGUUUACAGCAUCUCAGGCGUCUAGGACUAGCUCCAUCACGAUCACGUCUAUGCCCCACCCAAGUAACGAAGACCCAAACGAACACAGCACGGUUGUUGCGCAAGAUACUCAGGGAACUCAGGUCGCGAAAGGACAUGUCACUACCGAUGCAAGCAAGCAACAGGCGGCCCGUUAG